Messenger RNA from Thermothielavioides terrestris NRRL 8126, 1191 nucleotides. RefSeq lists its product as uncharacterized. The record is from RefSeq and is a predicted model, not a curated record. The transcript is spliced from 2 exons. NCBI's taxonomy places the organism in Eukaryota, Fungi, Ascomycota, Sordariomycetes, Sordariales, Chaetomiaceae. The coding region runs from base 1 to 1191 and encodes 396 amino acids.
AUGUCGGCCGAGAUCGCGCCCCAGGCCGUCUCGACGCCGCCCAAGGAGCGCCACUCGCUCACGCUCGACCAGCGACGCGCCCUGCGCCGCUGGGCCAGCUCGCAGCCUGUGCGCCCGAGCCACAAGGCUUGCAUCGAGUGGUUCCAGAGCCAGUACAACCAGACCAUCUCGCAGUCGACCGUCUCGCACUCGCUGUCGCCCAAGUACGCCCGCCUCGAUGGCGACACCCAGCUGUCCGGCUCGCGCCUGCGCUUCGGCAACUGGCCCGACGUCGAGAAGCUCGUUUUAAUGUGGCACCAGGGCAUGGUCAACAGCGGCCGCAACCCUUCCAACGAGGAGCUCGCCGAGAAGGCCAAGAGCAUCUUCACCCAGCUGCCGCGCUACAAGGACGAGACCCCGCCCGAGUUCUCGCCGGGCUGGAUCCACCGCUUUAAGAAGCGCUACGGCCUGCUGAUCCGCCGCCAGCGCCGCCACGGCAGCGUGCAGAAUGCCGCCGACGACAUCCCCUACCUGGUCGACGCCGUCCCCCGCUUCAUGACCAUCACCCCGGACGUCUCGCCCGCCGCCAUCCGCGACACCGUCCAGCGCAUCGUCGGCCCGUCGCCGGCCAACAGCCAACAACCACCCCCACCGCCACCCCAAAACGGCGUCCACCCCGCCACCACCGGCGACCCGCCGCCCCUGUACGCCGACGAAGACCCGGAGCUGGCCCUGCAGAACGCGCUGCGCGCCCUGCAGCAGGAAGAAGCCGACGCGGAGGCGCAAGCCGCGGCCGAGCGCGAGGCGCGCGACCGCUCCGAGCGCGGGCUCCCGCCGCUGGGGACCAUCGCGGGGCAGGCGUACGCGCAGCAGGCCGCGACGGCGGCCGUCAACGCCAUCUCGACGCCCAUCAGCGCGGCGCGGGCCAGCGUGGGCCCGCCCGCGAGCGGCAGCGGCACCGGCGGCGGGGGCGGCGGCGGCGUUGCGGGGUCGGCGUCGUCCGCGCCGCCGCGCUUCAUGGCCCCGACGCCGCAGCCGGCCGGGUCCGCGGGCAGCGCCAACGGCGAGGAACUGACCUUGACGCCCAUCCCGAGCGGCGGGCCCGUGUCGGCCACGGAGCGCCCGGUGCGCUGCCCGUACUGUCUCAACCAGCGCAUGCUGCGCACAAUCAAGGAGGCGGUGGAGCACAUGUCUACCCACGUAAUUGUGUGA